AUGGCCCAUUCUAGCCUUGUGUACGUCUACAAUCUUGUCCCUGACAUCCUUGCACAGCUCUUUGGUCUUGGCCAUGGUGGAGAGUUUGGAAUCUGGUUGACUGAUUGCUUCUGUGGACAGGUGUCUUUUGUACAGUUCAACAGCAUGAAGCAACUGUGCAUCAGCUUCACUAAUGAGAAACUGCAACACAUUUUCAACCACAUGUUUGUGCUGGAACAAGAGGAGUACAAGAAGGAGGGCAUUGAAGAAGCUGGCUCUGUGUCUGUGUCUGAGGAACAAAUUGAGCUUGUGAACUCCAAAUGUGGCUCUCUGGAGAAGACCAAACAGAGACUCCAGAAUGAGGUGGAGGACCUCAUGAUUGAUGUGGAGAGAGCCAAUGCUUUGGCUGCCAACCUUGACAAGAAGCAGAGGAACUUUGACAAGGUCCUGGCAGAAUGGAAGCAGAAAUAUGAGGAAGGUCAGGCAGAGCUGGAAGGUGCCCGUUGGAAAGAGGCUCGUUCACUCAGCACUGAGCUGUUCAAGAUGAAGAACUCCUAUGAGGAGACUCUGGAUCAGCUGGAGACCCUCAAGAGAGAGAACAAGAAUCUGCAGCAGGAGAUUUCAGAUUUGACAGAGCAGUUGGUUGAGACUGGUAAGAGCAUUCAUGAGCUGGAAAAAGCCAAGAAGACAGUGGAGACUGAGAAGGCAGAGAUUCAUACUGCCCUGGAGAGGGCUAAAGGCACCCUGGAGCAUGAGGAAUCCAAGAUUGUUCAUGUCCAGCUUGAGCUAAAUCAGGUCAAGAGUGAGAUUGACAGGAAGCUUGCAGAGAAGGAUGAGGAGAUGGAGCAGAUCAACAGGAACAGCCAGAGAGUCAUUGAAUCCAUGCAGAACACUCUGGACUCUGAGGUCAGGAGCAGGAAUGAUGCCCUGAGAAUCAAGAAGAAGAUGGAGGGAGACCUUAAUGAGGUGGAAAUUCAGCUGAGCCACAUCAGUUGCCAGGCUGCUGAGGUCCAGAAACAGCUCAGGAACAUUCAGGGACAACUCAAGGACGCCCAACUGCACCUUGAUGAUGCUCUGAGAGGACAGGAAGACAUGAAGGAGCAGGUGGCCAUGGUGGAGCGCAGAAACACUCUGAUGCAAGCUGAGAUUGAGGAGCUGAGAGCUGCUCUGGAGCAGACAGAGAGAGGCCGCAAAGUGGCUGAACAAGAGCUGGUGGACGCCAGUGAGCGUGUUGGGCUGCUGCACUCUCAGGAAAAGACAUACUGUUUUUACAAUGAAAUUACAAGGACAUUGAGAACUGAGGAGGAUAAGAAGAACGUCAUCAGACUGCAGGAUCUGGUUGACAAGCUGCUGCUGAAGAGCUGA
Messenger RNA from Labeo rohita (rohu), 1344 nucleotides. Its product is annotated as myosin heavy chain, fast skeletal muscle-like. The record is from RefSeq and is a predicted model, not a curated record. The transcript is spliced from 8 exons. Lineage: Eukaryota; Metazoa; Chordata; Actinopteri; Cypriniformes; Cyprinidae. Gene Ontology annotation, molecular function: ATP binding; cytoskeletal motor activity. Gene Ontology annotation, cellular component: myosin complex. Bases 1 to 1344 code for a protein of 447 amino acids.